AUGGUUCUUAAUGCUACUUUUGUGCUUCAUGCAGAAAGUUUUGACACACAAGUAAAUAAGAAAUACACAAAACUGACUAAAAUCUCUCUAUUUAUUUUGGCAGAUGCUUUCUUUACCUGUCAAAAGAAUGUGCUUCUGGCGAAGAGCACGUCCACCCAGGUAGAGGGCAUCUUUGCUGCAUCCAGAGGAAGGUCGGUGCCAGAAGAGCAAGAAGCCCUGCUCCAGCAGUGGCUGGAGCUUUCCCCAGCCAGUGACACUGCUCCAGCAGUGGGGAAAGUAUCGGCUGCCCUUGCUAGUGACUGGUUAGAAGGUUCAGAGUUAUUGAUGACCAGCCUUAGUGACCUGAAUUCGGCUCCAGAAGUCACGUGGUGUGCUGGUCAGCAGCUCGCAGAGCUCCACACCUUGGCAUCUUCAGAACCACGAGAUCAUGCAGUGGCUGAACUGGCAAAAUUACCAGCAGAGGAAACAGUGGCUGUCGUAGGCAGUGCCCCUUGGGCAGCUGUAAUGCCACAGACGGAUCACCAGAUAGUUGGCUGUGCCACUAUAGAUGUAGAAGGGCAGAAUGAAGACCCAGCUGUGCUGGCAUGGAGCUUAGCACGUGAUGCAGAGAUAGUGCCAGUGGAGCCCUCAGCCUGGACCAUUCAGAAUAUGGAACAGUUUCAGCCUCUUCCAGCAGAGCUGCCCUAUCAUGAGAUUUUAUGGAGAGACUGGGAGGAUCUUUUUGUCCAGCCCUAUGUGCCAGAGCAGGUCUCAGGAAACGUGCCCCUCUUUGAAUUUCGGGUGAUGUCUUACAACAUCCUGGCCCAGGAUUUGGUGGAACAGGGUUUUGAUCUCUAUCUACACUGCCAUCCAGACAUCCUGAACUGGAACUACCGCCUUCCAAAUCUUUUGCAGGAAAUCCAGCACUGGGAUCCUGAUGUUCUGUGUCUCCAGGAGGUACAAGAGAACCAUUACUGGGAGCAGCUGGAACCCACGUUCAGGAUGAUGGGCUUUGAAUGCUUCUAUAAGCGGAGAACUGGGAGGAAAACGGAUGGCUGUGCAGUGUGCUAUAAGCACAGCAAGUUCCAGCUGAUCAGUGUCAACCCCAUAGAAUAUUUCCGGCCUGGUCUGGACAUCCUCAAUCGAGAUAAUGUGGGCUUGGUGCUCUUACUGCAGCCUCUGCUCCCGGAAGGCUUGGAUCUGAAGAUGGUCAGUCCUUUGUGUGUGGCCAACACUCAUGUGUUGUACAAUCCCCGGCGAGGAGAUGUCAAACUUGCACAGAUGGCCUUGCUCCUAGCAGAGAUCGACAAGAUUGCCAAAACUGCUGAAGGCAGCUACUAUCCUGUCAUCUUGUGUGGCGACCUGAACUCUGUACCUGAUUCUCCACUGUACAAAUUCAUCCGUAAUGGCCAGCUUUCCUACCAUGGGAUGCCAGCCUGGAAGGUAUCUGGACAGGAAGACUUUUCCCAGCAGUUGCACCCACGGAAGCUGCUGGCCCCGCUGUGGCCAAGCUCGCUGGGUGUGACGGACAACUGCCAGUUCGUCUCCGUGUGCCCGUCGAAGAAAUCGGACAGACGUAAAUAUAGCCGGGACUUUCUGCUGCAGUUCCAUUUUUGUGAUGCUGCCUGUGAACGACCACCACAGUUGAUCUUCUUGGAAGGUGUGACAGAUGCUAAACCAGACCGUCCUGCACACUGGCCCAAGCAUGCUGCUGUGGUGAAUGACCCUGAUUCCCAGCCCUUCUUCCCAAGUCACUUCCUGCCACAGAGGGGGCGCCCAGAGGUCACAACCAUGCCCAUGGGGCUCGGAGCCACCGUUGAUUAUAUCUUCUACUCAGCAGAGCCCAUGGAGAAUGGGGACAGAGGCGGUCGCAGACUGUACCAGGAUGGAGCCCUGAAGCUGCUUGGCCGACUUUCUCUCCUCUCUGAAGAUGUCCUGUUGAUGGCAAAUGGCUUACCCAAUCCUUUCUGUUCGUCUGAUCAUCUCUGCCUGCUGGCUAGCUUUGGCUUGGAGAUCUCCAGCCUCAGAGAGGGUUAGUGUUGGUCCCCCUUCCCUAAAGAAAAGCUGUUCUGAAUACAGCAGUUGAGGCUCUGGAUGCAUAAUCUGCUUGCAAGAAAACUCUUUUCCUUGUCAUGUCCUAAAAGUCCCCUUCUCCUCUCAUGCCCUCACAGAAAGUUGGGAGUGGGAGAGUUGGAGUCUUUUGUGCAUUGAUAUUUUGUGGGCUCUGCAAAUCUGAGCUGUGUUUCCAGCACACUUCUAGUUGUUUUCAGGCUUUAUCAUCUCUUAAAGAGAUCUUUGGAGUUAACUUUCUGGUUUCCUUGCUUCAUUUAGCAGAUGUUUUAGUGCUGCAGGAGUCAACCUAACUCCUGUGUUUGCUUGUCCCUGGGUGAGACCUUCAAGGAGUCAGGCAGUCGAGGGGCAAUGUUCUCUACUUCUAGUUAGUUAAUUACUGCCAAAUAGCUGGGCUUGUACACACCAUACUCCUUCAUGUCAAAACAAGGGUUCUUUUAAAUUGUUAGCGAUUAGUUUAUGAAGCAUGGUCCUCCUAUCUACUGGCUGUGGUGUUGCCUUUAAGAACAGUGUUCCCCUGACUGCUUGAAAGUGGCUUUUACUUAAUGAUACAUAAGGGCUGUCUUUCUGACAAAAGA
Messenger RNA from Tinamus guttatus (white-throated tinamou), 2627 nucleotides. NCBI's taxonomy places the organism in Eukaryota, Metazoa, Chordata, Aves, Tinamiformes, Tinamidae. The record is from RefSeq and is a predicted model, not a curated record.